AUGAUAGAAAAAAUACAAUUAUUAGGUGAAUCUCCUCAACCCCGUUUCGGUCAUACAAUGACCUAAAUAAAUCCAACAACAAUAAUCUUAUAUGGAGGUGCAACAGGUGAUACUGGCAAAUAUAAUAUAACAGGCGAUGUAUAUUAAUGCGAUUUAAAUUUCCGAUAAUGGAAAAGAUUAACUCCUUCAGGCGUUUCGCCAUAAAAUAGGGCUGCACAUUCAGCAACAUCAAUCGAAAAUAAUAAUAAAAUGGUCAUAUAUGGAGGAGCUACAGGAGGAGGAGGUAUGGCAGAUGAUAAUUUAUAUCUUUUAGAUUUUUCAUAAGAGAAAGAAACAUGGGUAAUAAUUCCUGUAUAUGGAACUACUCCAGGAAGAAGAUAUGGACAUACAAUUAGCUUUGUGAAACCUUAUUUGGUAGUUUUUGGAGGAAAUACAGGUUCGGAAUCUGUCAAUGAUUCUUGGGUUUUAAAUAUUGAAAAAGCGCCUUAUAAUUGGUAAAAAUUAGAAAUUUCAAGUGAAAAUCCUAUAAUGAGAGUUUAUCAUUCGGCAGGUGUUUGCUCCUCAGGGGCAGCAAAUGGAAUGAUGGUAAUUUUUGGAGGAAGAACUUAAGAUUAAUCGGCUUUAAAUGAUAGUUGGGGAUUAAGAAGACACAGGGACGGGAGAUGGGAUUGGGUAAAAGCUCCUUAUAGAAUUAAUGGAGAAUAACCUUUAUGUAGAUAUUAACAUAGUACGAUUUUUUAAGGUCCUUUAAUGUUUGUUAUAGGAGGAAGAAGUAAUUAAAUUAAUGAAAAUGUACCUUUGGAAAUAUAUGAUACUGAAAGUUCGGAUUGGUAUAAAUUUAAUUUUAUUUAAAGAUUUAGACAUUGUGUGUGGAUUUUGUAGUAGUAUUUAUUUAUUCAUGGAGGUUUUGACUCAUUAUAACCUAAUGUGCCGACUGAUUCUAAUAUUCUAAAAGUUGAUAUGAUAAAAUUAGUGGGAAAUUAUUAGAAUUUGACAAGGGUUAUUGGGAAAUUUGUAGAUAUUUAAAAUGGAGAGUAAAAAGAAUAAACGAAUAAUAAAUAAUAAUAAGUAGAUUUGUAUUAAAAAAAUUAGUAGAAAUAAAAUAAUAAUGAUGAUAAUAAAUAAUAGAAUUAAUAAGAAUUUUCAAAAAAUUAAAAUUAAAAAAUAAUAAGGCUUGCUUAAGAAGCAGUUAUAGGAGUAUCUUAUGAUCCGAAUUCAGAAUAAGAAAAUUAGACGAAAAAAGUUGCAAUUUAAAAAUUAUAAAAAUAAGGAAUAAAAUUAAAUUAGAAUUCUAGAUAUAUUGAAAAUUCUGAAAUUUCUAAUAAAAAAUUAUAUUAUGAAUCAAUCUUUUAAAUAUUUAUAGAUAACUUACAUUUACCUACUUAAUAUGAAAAUGCUACUUAAAAAGAUUAUUUAUCAUAUAUAAAGAAAGAAUAUAUUCAUAAACUAUGUGAUGAAGUUCAAAAAGUAUUCGAAAAAGAGCCUAUGUUAUUAAGACUAAGAGCUCCAAUUAAGAUUUUUGGAAAUUUAAACGGAUAAUAUGAAGAUUUAAUGAGGUUUUUUAACCAUUUUGGGUCUCCUUUUGAUAAUUAAAGUCCUGAAGAUGAUAUUGAUAAUAAUGAUUAUCUAUUUUUAGGAAAUUAUUUAGGUAGAGGUACUAUGUAAAUAGAGAUAAUUUUAUUAUUAUUUGCUUUAAAAUUGAAGUUUUAGGAUUAAUUUUUUAUGUUAAGGGGUAAUAUGGAAGAUAAGAAAAUAAAUAAAUGCACAGGAUUUGCAGAUGAGUGUAUUUUGAAAUUUUAGGAAGAUCCAAAUGACCCUUUUUCCAUUUUUUAGAAAAUAAAUAAAGUAUUUGAGUUUAUGCCUUUGGGAUGUAUUUUGGAAGAUAAUAUUUUUUGUGUACAUAGUGGAAUAGGAAACUCGAUAAAAAAUAUAGAAGAAAUUGAAUAAAUCCCACGUCCUUUGGAAAUCUUUUAAGAUCCUAAAACUUAUUAACAUAAAAUUGCAUUAGAUUUAUUAUGGAGUGACCCUGUUUUGGAUGAUUUUUAAUAAGAAAAUAUAUAAAAUGAUGUUCAUGAUGUUUUUGGUUUCUAAAACGUUAUUAGAUUUGGGAAUUAGAGGAUUCAAAACUUUUUAAAUGAUAAUAAUCUGGCUUUUAUUGUUAGAAGUAAUGAAUGUGUAUUAAAAGGAUAUUAAAAAUAAAGUAAUAAUAUUAUUACUAUUUUUUCAAAUACAAAUUAUGCGGGGGUUUAUUAAAAUAAUGCAAGUAUUCUUUAUGUAGGAAAACAAAGGAAAAUUUAACCUAAAGUUAUUUAAUGUAAUGUAAAUUUUAAUAGUUAAUAAAAUUGGUUUGAUUUAGAAUAAAUAGUUAUUUAGAAAAAUAAUCCUACGAAAAAUCUAGAUAUCGAUAAAGAUGAAAGUUUACUUAGAAAAAAAUAAGGGACUCCUCCAAGAGAUGCUGUUAUUAAAUAAUGAUUAUUCAUUUUUUUU
Messenger RNA from Ichthyophthirius multifiliis, 2487 nucleotides. RefSeq names its product ser thr protein phosphatase family protein, putative. The transcript is spliced from 4 exons. NCBI's taxonomy places the organism in Eukaryota, Ciliophora, Oligohymenophorea, Hymenostomatida. Gene Ontology annotation, molecular function: protein binding; hydrolase activity. The record is from RefSeq and is a predicted model, not a curated record.